Messenger RNA from Mobula hypostoma (lesser devil ray), 2975 nucleotides. RefSeq names its product protein eyes shut homolog. The transcript is spliced from 19 exons. Gene Ontology annotation, molecular function: calcium ion binding. Lineage: Eukaryota; Metazoa; Chordata; Chondrichthyes; Myliobatiformes; Myliobatidae. The coding region runs from base 78 to 2975 and encodes 965 amino acids. The record is from RefSeq and is a predicted model, not a curated record.
AUGGAGUCAAUGAGUGUGCUUCUGAGCCUUGUGAAAACAAUGGAACAUGCACAGAUCUCGUAAAUGGCUAUCGCUGCAUGUGUAGUCCAGGAUGGCAAGGAUCACAUUGCGCAGAGGAUGUGAAUGAAUGUGAUCGCAAUCCCUGCCAGAACGAUGCCACCUGCCUUGAGCCUGCUGUCCCUGGAAUGUUUGAAUGCGUUUGCCCUCCAUUCUUCACUGGUGAAUUGUGUGAACUCUGGUUUGAUCCUUGUGCCUCCCACAACAACCCAUGCAGUGAAUUUUCCACCUGCAUUACACAAAGCAAUGGGACAGCUCUCUGCAUCUGCCAGCCAGGUUUCAGAGGAGCUCACUGUGAAAUUGACACUAACGAGUGUCUGUCCAAUCCCUGCUGGAAUCGGGGUCACUGUUUGAACGAGGUCAACGGCUAUAGAUGCAUCUGUUUGCCAGGAUUCUCUGGGAUACGCUGUGAAACAAACAUUAAUGAAUGCUUAUCUGCACCCUGCAAAAAUAACGGCACUUGCCUAGAUCUUGAAAAUGGGUUCCAAUGCAAUUGUACGGCAGGUUACCACGGGAUAUUAUGUGAACUGGAUGUGAACGAGUGUGUACUUCUACCUUGUCUGAACAAUGGCAGCUGUUAUAAUAUGCCUGGAGGCUUCCAGUGUCUCUGUUCCCAUGGAUUUACAGGUAGCAGAUGUGAAGUUAAUAUCAAUGACUGUGCAUCUGCUCCGUGCAACAACGAGGGAACGUGCAUCGAUGGUAUCAGUCUCUACAGCUGCGUCUGCUUGAGGGGGUUUGCUGGAACGAAUUGUGAACACAACGUAAAUGAAUGUGCCUCCAACCCUUGUCUUCAGGGCACCUGCAUGGACCUGGUGGAUGGAUUUGAUUGCCAUUGUGAACCAGGAUGGAUGGGUCCAAGAUGUGACACCGAUAUUGAAGAAUGCAGCUCUGACCCUUGCUUGAAUGGUGGAACAUGUCAGGAUCUAGUUGAUGCCUAUAUCUGCACAUGCCUGAAUGGAUACAGUGGUGAGAACUGCCAAACUGACCUUGACGUUUGUAAAGACAACGUGCUGAACCUCACACACUGCCACAAUGGAGGAAUAUGCAAGGAUGGACCAGGCUUGAACUUCAGUUGUUGGUGUCUAUCAGGUUUUGCUGGGCAGUUUUGUGAGAAAGAGAUUGAUGAAUGUAAUUCUGGCCCUUGCCUCAACAAUGGAUUCUGCCAAGACUACGUGAAUGGCUACUCAUGCAUCUGUACACAAGGAUGGACAGGGUCUCACUGCCAAGUGGACAUCAAUGAAUGUCAACCAAAUCCAUGUGUCAAUGGUGUUUGUUUCCAGAAGACUCCCCGGCCUGGUUACACCUGCUUCUGCAGCCCAGGAUUUGUGGGAGUAAAUUGUGAGCAAAACUACAAUGAUUGCUUCAUCUAUUCUUGCCCAGUGGGCUAUGAAUGUGUUGAUGGCCUUAACAAUGUGAGCUGCCUUCCAAUUUCCUCUACCACUGAUACUGAAAACCCUGGUGUGGCAACAUUUAUUGCAGCAUCCCUUAUCACACCUACAUUGACUUCAGCAGUGUCUGUGGUGCCAGGCAGCACUGUGGGCCACCAGGACAGAGAAUCGCAGAGAAAUUCAUCUGAUAAUGGAGAUGUCUGGCCAUCAAUUAUUCCUUCUUCUGUACAUGCCCCUGACAUCUCCCUGACAACUGUCUCCCUAGCAACGACGGUCUCUUGUGCAGAUAGUCCUUGCCUGGCUGGAGCAACCUGUGAGGAUUUGGAUAUCGGAGAAGUGAAAUGUCAUUGCUCAUCACAAUACGAAGGAGAAGGCUGUCAAGCAGAUUCCUAUUUCGGUUCUGCUCAAUAUUAUGGGAAUUCACACUUGGAAUUUUUAGGUUUCCAUUUGCUCCCUCAAAACAACAUCUCAGUUCGAUUCCAGACCUACAGCUCCUAUGGAACACUUAUCUACACAGAAAACCAGCAAGCAACUGAUGUCUUCUUCUUCAAGCUCUUUAUUGAACAAGGCUUCUUGCAGUUCCAGUUUGUAUGCAGUCCUUCAGGAGAAGUACAGAAUGUAAACACUUCAGCAAGAGUCAAUGAUGGGAGGACUUUCGAUAUUUUCAUCAGACAAGACCUGCUUCCUUGCAAUGCUGUGGUCACAGUGUCUGGGGUCACCACAGUAAGCAGCACAUCCUACAAUAUCUGGUCUCACCUUGUCAAUCAGCUGACAGGACCUGUCUUUGUAGGAGGCCUACCAAUCAGCUACCACCCAAAUCAGAUUGCUGAGCCAUUCAACAAUUUUACAGGCUGCCUGGAAAUAACAGAAAUCAAUGGGUUGGGCCCUUUAAUACCAUCGAAUGCUGUCAGCCGACACAAUAUCGACCAUUGCAGCUUUCCUGGGGUUGAUACAAAUUUCCUGGUUUCCAGAGCAACGCCAGAAACUACAUUUGGUGACAGCAUCACUUUUUCAUUGCAUCCAAUACGGCCAACGUCUUUCCUCCCAAUAAUGGUCACAAUGGUUCAAACUUUGAAGACCUCCAGCUGCCAAGAAGAUGUGUGCCAGAACGGGGGUACCUGCCAUGACACCUGGUUGCCCGAUGGUGCUGGAUCCUUCCAGUGUGACUGCCCUCUGCAUUUUGCCGGGCACUUCUGUGAAAAUGAUAUCACUCUGUUCUUUCCGUCCUUCAAUGGAAAUGCUUACCUAAAGCUUCCCUCACUUACAACAAUACUGAGAAGAGAUGCUGCUGUCAGUGGAACAGUGGUUGAAAUAGAUGUGACACUACAUCUCACAAUAAAGGCAGUUUCUUCCAGUGGAACGAUUCUCUACACCACUGCUGAAAAUUUUGGAAGCCAGUUCCUUCAUCUAUUCCUCCAUGAUGGAAAACCAACAGUGAAGCUUGGAUGUGGAGGGUCACAAGGUCCUCUGAUGGUAUCUGCCAAGCAAAGAAUUAAUGCUGACCAGCUAACUCCAAUCAUGGUGCGGUAA